UAGGCGACAAUUUGGAUUUCCGUAAUUAAAGCAUUAAUGCUCACGACCCAGUAUCAAAUAUCAAGGCUACUAUUGCGCAAAUGUCUAGGCAAACGUAUUAAUUGUGAAAAUGUUCAGGCCAUUCUCUAUCGUCCAGCAAUGGAUUUCCAUUUUAUCCUCUCGGAAUUACUCGAAAAUCGGGGUCAUUGGAGCUCCAUUCGACAAAGGACAACGUAAAGAGGGUGCAGCUCUUGGACCAAGCUUCUUACGACAGGCGGGACUAGUAAAACAUUUGGAAGGAAUUGGUUGUGAUGUUCACGAUUUUGGUGAUGUUGACUAUGAGCCCAGUCAAGAGGAUGAGACUGUUAAGAAUGUACGGAACAUGAAAAAUGUGAUAGCUUUCAAUGAGAAGCUAUCACAGAAAGUCAGCAACAUUAUCAAAGAUGGUAGAAUGUGCCUAACUUUGGGAGGGGACCAUUCCAUUGGUGUAGGUACUGUGCAUGGGCACCUGAAAGCCCAACCAGAGACAUCCCUGCUCUGGGUUGAUGCUCACGCCGAUAUCAACACUCCAGCUACAAGUAACAGUGGGAACGCACACGGUAUGCCACUUUCGUUUCACAUCAAGGAGCUAACCGAAUACCAACCCGAGUUACCUGGCUUCCAAUGGCAUAGCCCAAUGAUUUCUGCUAGAAAUAUAGCUUUCAUUGGUCUCCGGGAUGUAGAACCUUAUGAGAGGUUAAUAAUCGAAAAAUUGGGAAUGUGUGCCCUGUCUAUGGAAGAAGUACAUGGAAUAGGCAUCAAAGAAGCCGUCAAAUAUGCUUUAAGUCGAAUCGACCCACGGAAUACUAGACACCUCCACGUCAGUUUUGACAUCGACGCCCUCGAUCCUCUUGAGGCACCAUCGACAGGAACCCCAGUUCGAGGAGGAUUGACGUUGAGAGAAGGAACCGAACUAUUAAGGAGUGUGCAUCGCACCGGUCGAUUGUCUGCUGUUGAUAUUGUAGAAGUAAAUCCACUCCUUGGCUCAGCAAGUGAUUUGAAGAUUACACUAGAUGCAGCUCGUCACUUGGCAGCAGCAGCAGCUGGUUAUUACCCAGGUGGAUGGGCUCCAAAAGGUAUCACCGAUAUACCCCAGUCUUAAACCAAAGAAGAAAUUUGUUAAGUGCAUCUUCAACUUUUACGAUCUGUUGAUUUUAUUCUUUAAUCAUACAUAUUAAAUUCAGCCAAAAAAAAAUUAUAAUAAAGUAACAAGGCCCAAGAAAUCUUACAAGAUCCUGUGCCAUUCCCUAAAGAUUUUCAAAUGGUAGUCUAUAACUAUUGCUGCCUCGUUUAUGGUGUUUUUGUUGCUGCUCAUUAAUACAAAUAAUCUCAUGCUAA
Messenger RNA from Daphnia carinata, 1356 nucleotides. It is a transcript of the gene arg, whose product is annotated as arginase, hepatic-like. Gene Ontology annotation, molecular function: arginase activity; manganese ion binding. Lineage: Eukaryota; Metazoa; Arthropoda; Branchiopoda; Diplostraca; Daphniidae. The transcript has 7 exons. Gene Ontology annotation, cellular component: cytoplasm; cytosol; nucleus. The coding region runs from base 110 to 1120 and encodes 336 amino acids. The record is from RefSeq and is a predicted model, not a curated record.